This is a messenger RNA of Acanthosepion pharaonis, 927 nucleotides long. The record is from the annotation of a GenBank genome assembly. Lineage: Eukaryota; Metazoa; Mollusca; Cephalopoda; Sepiida; Sepiidae.
AUGCUCAUUUCUCUCUAUAUUUCAUUCCACCUCUUUCUUUUACUCUCAACUUUUCUUUUUCUCUUUUCUUUCUCUUCUUUUUUCUUUCUGGUUCUUUUUUUGUUUCUCCCAAUCGAAACCUUUUUAGUCUCUCUUUUCUUUCUCAUUCUUUCAAAUGCGCUCGAUUUUCUCCCUCGUUUUCACAUCCAACCGAAUUGCCCAUUUUCAUUCUCUAUGUCUUUCUUUCUGUCUGUUUCUCUAUCUCUUCCUCUUAUCUUCUCUUUCUCUUCCACCUUCAUCACUUUCAUGUUUUCCAUCAGAGUUUCCAACUUGAUUUGUUUGACGUUUGUUUUUAUUUCCUUUCUAUUUCAAUCCAAAAAUAGUCUUUCUUUUCCUUCUUCCUUCUGUGAGCUUUUCUGUCUGUUUCUUCUUUCUUUCCUUUUUCUUUCCUCUGAUAACUUCUCUUCUGUUUUUUAUCUACCGUCUAAUUUGAUUUUUUUGUUGUUUCUUUUCGUUGUUCUUUCUUCUGAGAGCUUUUGUUUCUAUUUCUUCUUUCUUUCUAUCUUCUUUCUUUCUAUUUCUUCUUUCUUAUUUUUUCUUUUUUGCUUUCUUUUUUUCUUUCUUUUUUCUUUCUUUCUUUUUUCUUUCUUUCUUCUGAUUAAUUUUCUUCUUUUUGUUUAUCCUCCAUCUCUUAGCUUGAUUUGUUUGUUUGUUUUUAUUUCGUUCUAUUUCACUCUAAAAACUUUGCUUCUUUCUUUCUUUUUUCUUUCCAUGUUUCUUUCUGUUUUCUUCUUAUUUUUGUUUGCUGUCCGUCUAAUAGCUUGGUGUGUUUUUUGUUCUUUCUUUCUUUCUUUCUUUCUUUCUUUCUUUUUUUCUUUCUUUCUUUCUUUCUUUCUUUCUUUCAUUCAUUCAGUCUUUCUUUUUUCCUUCCGUCCACAAUCCAUCUGA